UACCAGCGAAUGCAUUAAUUUAAAAAUGCAGUUAAAAAAAUUAGAAGAAAAAAUCGUAAAACAAAAUCAGGCAAUUAUGGACGUCUUGGCAUCACAUUCACUAUUGCUAAAUAAAAUCUAUAAAAAUGAAACGAUGCCCACCGAAGUGUCAACUGUUUUCCCGAUAAAAACGGUGGAAGAAUUAGAGAAACUGAAUAACGGUAUAUCUGAGGAGGAUAUUCCUUUUUAUGUUGCAACUGUUAAAAUGAAGAUAAAAGCUGGCGGUUUAAUUAAAAAUUUCAGCAAACUGAUUUCCGAAGACAUUUGUCUGAAGUACAAUUAUAAUGGAACACAAGGCAAAUUGCCAUUUUGCCAGUAUUUAAAAAUUAACGGCAUUUUUGAAGGGGCAGUUGGUGAUGAAAAUUAUACUUCACUGAUCAAACAACGGACGGGGCGGAGAGGGGUGAAAUUGAAAACACAGAUACCAGUUUACGAGGAAUAGAGCUGAUUAAAAUUUGAGCUCAAUCGGUUCACUAGUUCCCG
Hermetia illucens (black soldier fly) is the source of this 522-nucleotide messenger RNA. RefSeq lists its product as uncharacterized. The transcript has 4 exons. Bases 26 to 481 code for a protein of 151 amino acids. The record is from RefSeq and is a predicted model, not a curated record. Lineage: Eukaryota; Metazoa; Arthropoda; Insecta; Diptera; Stratiomyidae.